This is a messenger RNA of Blepharisma stoltei, 4254 nucleotides long. The record is from the annotation of a GenBank genome assembly. NCBI's taxonomy places the organism in Eukaryota, Ciliophora, Heterotrichea, Heterotrichida, Blepharismidae.
AUGGCAAAUACAUUGACAAUUUCAGCGCCUUCAGGAAGAAUUUGGCCAAAGAAGCCUGACCUAUCCCCAGAGGGUCUUUUUCUUUCAAUUGAUUUUAAUAUAGCUACAGUUCUGUUUAUAGUAGAGGCAUGAAAUAAAGUAUAAAAUAGAUAUAUAUGCUAUAAAAUUGCUUUUAAGUCUAGGAACCAAAAUAAUGCAAUAUCUUUUAUAUUUCUUAGUAUCAAGACUAGGUAGUUUAGUAUAGAGGGGGUUUCAUGCUUUGCCAAUCAUAUUAUAUAUAUAGCUUAUGCACCGUUAUUAAUCGUCAUUGUUGAAAUAUGAUCAUUAUAAUGAGCUUGAUACUUCCUAGAUCUUAUCUAGAACCCUCAUCAUUGAAACCGAAACUAAGCAGGGUUGUGUAAAUUAACGACUAAUUUGUAAAUUGAGUUUGACAAAGUCCGUUUGGCUCGGGUCAUGAAAGGAAAUGCAUAUACCAAGAAGCUGGGGUUCGGCCCUACAUUGAACGCAUGAUGCUUAGAAGCAGGGACUUAAAGCAUGCAUCUUAAUCUAGUCUAAGCUAACCUAUCAAUUGAUUUUUCUCCUUCUUCUUCAACUCCUGCUUCAGCAACCUCUUUUUAUGCCACUUCCUCAGAAACCCUCUAUACUUCAGACACACGAGGUAAUGCAACUCAAUUCCUCCUUUCCCAAAACCGAUAUCUCCAGCCAGUGCGCAAAUCUCCUCAAGUUUCCAAGCUCCUUAUCACUCCUGAAAAUGACUACUUGCUAUUAGCUUUAAAGCCAAAAGGACUCGAAAUUUAUUCUAUGAACGGUAAAAAAUUUGGAUCAUUUUUCGAUCAUAAAUUCGAAAUAAAAGGCUUUGACAUCAACCAUAUAAGAAAAAGCAUUUUAAGCUAUUCCUCACUCCCCCAGUAGUGAGCAAAUUCUUACUUGUUCGGGUUUUUAGUAAAUAGAAAUUUAUAUGAAUAGAUCAAAAUUUGCUUAUUAGAGGAUUAAUUCCCUAAAAUUGGUAUUUUUAAAAAUCCAGAAUAAGCAAGAAUUUGCUUAUUGCUGGGGGAGUCAGAUGCUGUAGUGAUCUGGGAUAUGAAUAAUUGAAGAAAAAUUAGAACUAUGUAUGCAAGAUCAAAUAGCUACUCAAUGGUGAAAUUCAGCCCAGAUGGGCAGUCAAUAAUUACAUGCUUCAGAGAAGGCACAAUCUUUCAGUGAAGCUUGUCUACAAAUGAUCUGGAAAAGCAGUUUGCAAUGAGCAGCAUUGACAUUUUCGAUUUUAAUCAAGGGAUUUUAUAUGGAGUUGGGAAAGAUUUGUCGAUAAAAGUGUGGAGACUUGAUUCUCCACAGAAACUUGAGUAUUCUUUUGGGCCUAUUCCCGGGGUAAAAGAUUUUAGUAAGAUGCAGUGCUAUAAGCGACAUGUAGUUUUGAGUGCGGAUAAUGGGAGACUGUAUUUUAUCGACCCAGUUGAGUGCAAAAUUGAAUUUGAAUUUCAGAUUGGAACACUUUUUAUAGUAGAUUUCCAAAUCAUACAUGAUAAAUUGUUUUUGAUAUUAUCGAAUGGAACAGUAAAUGCGUAUGAUUUUAGCACUCUUCUUAAUAAAUGCACAUCUAUAGCUAAUAAACGGCUAUCCAUGGGACUUGAAGAAAAUUUAGUAUAUACGCACCUUCCGAAGUCAACUUUUAAUGAAACAUUUAUUCACCCAAAUCUUGAUUCUAAUCCUCCAUUAAAUCCGAAAGAAGACGUAUUAUUUACAAAAAUAGGUACAAAUAUGUCAAUUUUAUCAACUCCUACAGGUUCAAGCUCUGUUUCUGAUACUCUCCAAUGUCAGCAUGAGCUAUUUAUUAAUUUAUUUAAGCAAGCUAAACUAGACCCUCAUGACUGCAAAAUUCAGCAUUGCCAAUUAAGAAGAAUUUUGCAUUAUUAUGGGGAAUACCCAGAAGAGCAUAGAAGCUUAAUUUGAAGGUUUUUAUUGCAAACUCCUGGAAAUCGAGAAGCAUUUAAAGGCUUAACUGAUAGAGGAACCCAUCCUAAUUUCGCCUAUAUUUUUAAAGACAUGAAAAAUAUGAGUCACAAUGAUUAUGACAAAACAGAAAAAGUUUGCUCAGCAUUGGCUUAUUGAAGCCCUUUUUUUGGAGAAAUUGAUUAUUUGCCUAAGCUUGUGCAUCCAUUUGGAAAAGUUUAUCCAGGGGAUGAUUUAAGCUGCUUCGAAGUUGUAGCUUCAGUGAUUGUGCAUUGGCUGCAGCAUUGGUUUGAAUUCUUUCCUAAUGCACCUGUAGUUUGUUUGCAAAGCAUUGACAAUAUAUUAAUGGCAAAUAGUCAACAAAUGUAUGAUUUUCUAUUAGAAAAAUUAGGAAAUUUAUCAGUGAUUACUUGGCCACUAUUAAAAUCAUGGCUUUUUGACGUAGUCCCGCAUGGAGAUUGGGUUAAAAUUGUUGACUUUUUAUUUACAGACUGGGACAAGCCUGAGCUUACUCUUUAUAUGAUUGCAAUGUAUAUCCUCUACUACAAAAAAAGAAUUUUUGCUUUACAAAAGAAAAAAGACGUCAUUAACUUCUUCAACACAAAGCGGCCAUUAAAAGUUAAAAAAUUCAUGAAAAAUGUGUUCAAUUUAUAUGAAAAUGCUGGAACUAAAACAUCAGUUGUUGCAUUCAACGUAAAACUGCCAUUAACUCCAAUUCAGUAUCCUCUAUUUACAGGAUAUCCUAAAUAUGUAGUUGAAUCAAUUGAUGACAUUGCUGAACAAAUUAAAAUCGAAGAAGAAUUAAAAAAUAAAGAAAAAGAAUACAAAGAAGGCCUACAAAAAAGAUUAAAUAAUAUUGAAGAACAAGAAGAUGAAUUUCAGCAAAGAACGCACGCUGCAAUAAACGCAGAAAGAGAGAAAUUCCAGCAGCUCAAAAUUGAAGAAAAAGAGAGAUUAGAAGUAAUGAAGCAAAACGACAGAGAGGCUAGAGAAAAAAGACUUCACCAAAUAGAAAGGAUUGAAGAAGAAGGCAAAAAUUAUGUGGAUCGACAGAAAAGCAGACGUGCAGCACUAUUAGAAAAGCUGCAUGGCGAUAUUGAAUUUAAUAAAAACCGGCAAGAUUACUAUCAACAGUACUUAAUGGAAGAAGAAGCACUAAAUGCCCUUGAAUAUCGAGCAACCCAAAGGCUUCUUGGACUUCUUAAAGCAAGAGAAGCUGAAGAGUCAGCUAAAAAAGCAAAAAUCCCUGACCUGUUUUAUGACAGAGAAGUUGACUUAAAAGAUCGCCUUCUUCAAGCAAAAUGGGCCUUAGAAGAGCAGGAGAGAAAAAUUUCACAAGCAGCAAGAGAAAACUUGCAAAAGGAAGAAAAAGAACUUGAAGACAACCAAAAACUCUUAUCUAAAAAUGCCAUAAACAGAAGAGUUGAAGAGCUUGAAAGGGAAAUAAAAAUCCUAGACUUAGAAAAAGAAAGAAAACUCAGGCAUUUAGCAGAAGAUGAGCUACACAGAAAUGAAGAAUUCAAUGAAGAUUACCAAAGACACCUCAAGAUUUUGAAGAAAAAAGAAGAAGCAAACCUUAAUGAGUUGCAGCAAUGUGAGCAAGAAAAUGAGCUAAGAAGAGCUAAAGAAAGAUUUGAAAUUAUAAUGCAAGAAAGGGAAAACCAGCUAAAUGAAAGGUUAAAGCAACAAAAAGCUAUGCUUGAGAUAGAAAACGAAAACUCGCAAAGAGAGGCUGAAGAAAAAUUAAUCACGAUUAGAAAAGAACAAGAACAGAAAUCACUAAUGGAAGAAAAGAAGCUGCAAGAAGAAAUACUUAAGCUCGAAAUAGAAAGAAGAGCUGAAAAGCAGCUUGAGCAGCAAAUUUUGUUUAAAGAAAAAGAACUUCGAGAGAAAAAUAUAUUCGAAAAAGUUCUUCACGACACUGAAAAACGUCUCAGUGACUCUGUAGACUAUGUCCAACCUGUAGCAGAAGGCGAAAAAGGGUAUAAUGAUUAUUUAUCAAAAGCAAAUCAAAUUACCCAGAAACGAGUAAACUCUGAACAAGGAUACAGCGGGCACCAAAGCUACUCCAACUCUUCAUCGUCAGGAAACAAAUAUUCUAGCAUGAGCUCAAGCUACCAUUCAAGCUAUCAGUCUAGUCAAAGCUCGAAACAAACUCCUCCUCUCCCCGUUCGCAUGAACCCCAACUACAGUUCUUCAUCAGAAAAUUCUGAAGAAAGCUUUAACUUGUCACAGUCAGAAAAUAGCCAAGGCGAGUACCUUACGAGACAUACAGCCCCUGCUUAUUCCUCUGAAAUAGACUAA